This is a messenger RNA of Porites evermanni, 4361 nucleotides long. The record is from the annotation of a GenBank genome assembly. NCBI's taxonomy places the organism in Eukaryota, Metazoa, Cnidaria, Anthozoa, Scleractinia, Poritidae.
AUUGUUAGAGUGGUUCUUGCCAUCUUGGUCGGUGGUCUUGUGCUGGGCCAGAUCAGCGCCUUCGCGCCAGACUACGUUAAAGCAAAGGUUGCAGCUGCUCGUCUCUUUAAAAUCUUUGACCGCGAAUCUUUAAUUGACAGUUCCUCCGAAGAUGGAUUAAAACCGGUAAGAGUGUUUUUUUACUUUCGUUCUCAGAAAGUUGUGGAAAGGUCGGUCAAUGUCUCUACACUCGCCCAGAUAGUUAUUCACCGACAUAUGAAGCGACUUGCUCAAGUAGUUUAAGGUUGGGAGAAAUGGCUUUAUCUGUGGAAAAUAGUUUAUUGGCUAUAACGUCGGCACAGAUUAUAUAGCUGAAUCAAUUUGGCACAGGUAAAGAACUCAUCGCCCUUAAACAGAUUGUUUACGUGAUGUCACGUGACCAUAAUUAAACGUUAAGGCACAAGAAGUCCUGGAGAUUUAUUUUUUGGGAAAAAAAAUCAUUUUGUUCAAGGUGUCUUAGCAAGAUAGAUUGCCAGUCAUUUAUAUGCUCCGAACACACAUUUGACCCAGGCCGUAAACCCCUUGAGUGGUUCAAAAACCCGACUAGGAACCUUUUAGGUUUAACGUAGACUGGACUACUGCAACAAAAUCUCUAACUAGUUCGUUUAGUUGGUUGGGUUCUAGACCUCAAAGCGGUAGGCCUUGGGUUCCAUUCCUGGUGGGACUAACAUUCAGGGUCUGAAAAUCACUGCGGGGAAUGUGCUGCCUUUCUUUCACAUCUGAUAUUGGUUAGUCCUUCCAGUCUUCUCGGAUAGGGACGAAACAUCGUAGGCCCCGUCGCUCUGCAGUGUCACUGAUUUGACUGCACUUGUACUACGCCAAAAAAAAAAACAUAUUAAGGACGUGACAAUGGCGGACUGGACCUCUCCCCCGCCUAUCCUCGUUGUGUUAGCCCAACCACUCUUGUGGUUUAAGUGUCCCAAAUCUAAAAUUAAUCGAAGUCUAGAUCUUAGUCUAAAUGUAAAUCUCAAGUCAAAAUAACCUAAAUAUGAGUUUAUUUUUCUUUUUAUACUUGUAGAGCUCUAUAACAGGCACCGUUCAGUUACGAGGAGUGCGUUUCCGUUAUCCAACGCGUCAAGAUGUUAAGGUGUUGCGUGGAUUAUCACUUUCUGUUCAAAAGGGGCAGAAGCUAGCUCUCGUUGGAUCAAGUGGUUGCGGUAAAAGUACGGUGAUCUCUCUCUUGGAGAGAUUUUACGAUGCAUUGGAAGGAGAAGUGGUAGGUUUAAAGAUGACGUUGCGACAAUCAGAAGAAUUUGAUCUAAAUGAGUCCUAUUUCCCCUAAAAGUAAACUGAACGACUUAAGAUACACAUUUAGUUUCUAGUCCAACACUGUGUAAGGUAUGUACGCGUGCACAAUAACAUCAUGAGGUUGUCCCAAAUUUUAGGUGGUCGAAUUCGACGGAUAUAGACGGCCAUCUUCACACCUUCCUUAAAUCAGUCCCGUUUUUCCUGUUUACGAUUUUAUGUUCAAGUUCUCUUAGGAGAGGGGGGAAAAGUUUGGUUUCGUCAGUAGAAGUGGUAACCUGUAAAUACAUUCGCCACACAUUGCUCUCCGUCGCUGGGAUGUUUCGAAAGAGAGACCUACGCGGCGGCAGGGAGCGAUACAUGAGAGGCGGCUACAAUCGUAGGCUACAGAAUUGGCCAGUUGAACAACAGUUAAGUGACGUGUCAAGCACUGACGAUAUUUGUGCGAUUAACAAUUUGUGAUAUCCCGGUCUCGAUUGACAGAAAAUGAAUUUCACAUUUUGCAGGCAGGUAACUUUUUCGACCUGAUUUGUCUUGAUCUAUAGGCAAUCGAUGGCAAUGAUGUUCGGUCGCUGAACAUUCAGUGGUUGCGCUCACACAUUGGUAUCGUAUCACAGGAGCCUGUUUUGUUUGGUUGCAGCAUCGCUGACAACAUCGCGUACGGAGACAACUCGCGUGAAGUGGGACGAGAUGAAAUAAUAAAGGCAGCUGAGGCUGCCAACAUACACAGCUUCAUUAAUUCCCUACCCAAGGUAAUUUAGACUUUUACAUUGAUUAACGUUAUGGGGAUAACCACACGUUGAAAAUAUUGUACCUGACAAACUAGUUGAAAGGCGCUGGCAAAAGGAAACAGCAAAACACUUAACCAAAACGAAACGAUAAAAAGAGGACAAAGAUAGACGGGUUUUUGAACCGACGACCCUCAAGGAGCCGUUCGGAUUUUAAUAAUACGGGCGACCAGAAAAGCCCACAAUCCUAAUCUCCCGGAUGUAACUAUUGCACAUGCACGGCAAAUAUGUAGCCAACAUUCGUUUGGACUUCAUAACUAAAAUGAAUGGAAUGCACAGAACGCAAUCUGAUCAGGCGCGUUUGAACCUUGUACCACUCGUAUUCCGAUCACGUGCGUUAUGACCUUCUAUCUAGUGAAACUGAAGCGAAGCACAGCGUUCGAUCAAGAGCAGUUGUACUGAUCUCGCCCCCGCCCCCGCCCCCUAUCCUUUGGUUUUUACUAAUAUCGAACGUUCUCACAUGACAUCACGGUGGCCAUAUUGGUUUUCAAACAGUGAAACGGCGGCCAUGUUGGUUUAAUUGAAACAGGAGGAGGAAUCAUAGAAUUCCCCGCGUGUAUAUAUAUAAGUAAUUGAAAAAAAAGUAAGAAAAUAAGAAAAUAAUUGUCUGUAGUAGGCGAAGUGUUCCCGAUUUGAUGAAACUAGGUGCGCACGGUGGUCUCGGGUAAUUUUUCAGCAAGCGGGCAAGGUGGUGCUGGUUAAUUAGCGUUUUCUUCUGUUCCACGCUGUACUACGAGUAAACCAUGCGAAGAUUUACAACUCAAAAGCCCGAAAAUUUGGUGUUCAAAGGUGUUUAGUCAGCUUAAUUACAACUCUAGCUAACUCCAAUUUAUUGUCUUCAUGAUAUUUUCUAGUGAUACAUUUAUGCAAGCUCGAUUAUAUUAUUGUAGUGGUCAUUGUUGAUCAGCUGGUUGACGUUUUUAAAGCAAACUACUAUGUUAUUAAACUAAAAUACAUUGGUGUUAUACUGAAAGUUAAAAUAGAACACUGUAUGGUCGUAAUACGUUGAAAUUGUCCGAUUUAUAGAUCAUCAGAUUGUAAGAUCAUUUACUUCACUGAAAAAGAAACAAGUCAAAUUUAAAACAUUCAACAUAUAUUCAGUAUAUAUUUACCAGAGAAAACUUCACAAACAUGUUAUCAAAAGUGGUGGUAACCGUAGUGAAAACUAUUUCUAGUAAAUAUUUAGUGAUCGUAUUACUUGACUAGAAGGAGUUUGGUCUCAGCAGAAUUUUAGUCUGAGCACGGGUUGUUUUUUGAAAUGCAAGCCCCCUGUUUCAUACUUCAGGACAGAUCCUUCUUGUUUUCUGGGGCAGCCUGUCAGUACUCAAGAUUCGCUUCUUUCCGCUUGCGAAGUCGUACGUUGAAACUUGUACUUAAUCGAGUCUGUUAGGCAUUUUUGGUAGGAACAUCAACCUAUCUCAGUGGACCUGUUACGUUUGUUUGUAGGGUUAUGAUACUCUGGUAGGAGACAAAGGAACUCUCAUUUCAGGGGGGCAGAAACAGAGAAUAGCCAUUGCUAGAGCUCUGGUCCGAAAUCCACAGAUCCUACUUCUUGAUGAAGCUACUUCUGCUCUGGAUACAGAGAGUGAGAAGGUAAGAGCGAAGACCGUUGGCGGUUUCUAUCUGUCUACAAGCAGUAAGUUCAUCUCUAUGUAACACGGAUCCGUUUGGGUCCAGAGUGUCCGUCUUAGAGAGGUGUCGGUCGUAAGGCUGGUUUCCACAAGCGGCCCCGUCGAUGUCGAAAUGACUAACAGCGUAGUCACCAAAUGCGCCUACAAUCACCGUUUCGCUUUCUUCGUCCAGGCUGCGGUUUCAUAAAAUCACCGUUCAUUUUUUUAGUGUGUCAUGAAACAGGAACCAACUCGUAUCUAUGUUUUCAAUGGCUGGAAAUAGCAGUUAAUGGUUACGUGAGUCAUCCUUGUCAUCAUUCGAAUGCCGCCGAGAUCAACGGCCGAUGCUCCGCCAUUAGGUACUGCAUUGUAUUGUUCAUUACAGUACGUUCGGUGCGUUACUGUGUUCGUAAUGUGGUACUGGGCUCGUGAUAUGAUAAUACAAUUAACAGGUUUGCUUUCCACAUAACAGGUUGUCCAACAAGCACUGGACGCAGCAAGUGAGGGUCGCACAGCUAUCAUCAUUGCUCAUCGGCUAUCCACCGUCCAAAAUGCUGACGUCAUAGCUGUCAUUCAUCACGGGCGCGUGAUGGAGCAAGGCACGCACCAGGAACUGUUGGGCCGUAAAGGAAUUUAUCAUGGCCUUGUUACAUCGCAGAUGCAAAACGUCAAUAAUUAA